CAGUCACACUCUUUCUCUCACCUCCACCCUGAGAGCUCUUCCUUUCCACGUCUCGCUCUGACACCUUCUCCAGAGCCAUGGCCAAUGACCAGCAGCGUCUUCUGUACCUGUUUGAACUUCCUCAGGAGGAUAUUCAAGUGCCCAGGGGAGGUGGCUCUGUCCUCUUCAAGCUCGAGAACGAGGAGACGCCUCCUUCUGUGGCCACGAGAGUAGGAGUUUCCCCCUCUGUCAGCCUGCCAGUGCCAGAGCGAGAUGACGUGGCACUGCAGGCUCUCGGCACUGCCACCUCGAUCCCCAAAGGAUCUGCCUUCUCCUUCUUCCUCGCGUCUCACCGUAAAGCCGCCAAGGAUCUGUGUGACUUCUUCAUGAAGACGAGCGGGGCAGAAGACCUGAUGCAGGUUGCAGCGCGCGUGCAUGGCAAAGUGAACGAGACCCUGUUUGUCUAUGCAAUUUCUUUCGUCAUCCUGAGAAAGAAGGAGCUCAGAUCUGUUCGCCUGCCGACCAUGGUGGAGGUCUUUCCCUCCCGCUUCGUUCCCCAGGAGGCGCUGGCGAAGGCACAGCUGCAGAUAAACAGAAUGGAUCCAAAUCAGACUGAACCUGUGAUCAUAGAACACGGACUGGAGUUCUCUGGCACUCAUCUCAAGCCAGAACACAGACUCUCUUACUGGCGAGAGGACUAUGGCAUCAACGUCCACCACUGGCACUGGCACUUGAUCUACCCGCCUGGCAUGGGUUUUGACCGUGACAGGAAAGGGGAAUUGUUUUACUAUAUGCACCAGCAAGUGAUCGCCAGAUACGACAUAGAGCGUCUCUGUCUGGGUCUCCCGAGGGUGGAGAAGCUAGACAACUGGCGCAUUCCCAUCAAGGACGGUUACUUCCCCAAACUGACUAUCAGCAACUCCGGCAGGCAAUGGGGGUCGCGCCAGGACAACACACUGCCAAAGGACCUCCGGCGCAGAGAACUCGGAGAAUUUGUCGACAUCACUGACAUGGAAAUAUGGCGAUCUCGACUCCUGGAUGCCAUACAUCAGGGCUUCAUGAUUGAUUGCAACGGCGACAAAGUUCCUCUUCGCGACGACGUCACUUCUGGCAAAAGAGGAAUCGAAAUCUUGUCCGAAGCUCUUGAGGCCGACGCCGAACUCAGCGUCAACUUCCCUUAUUACGGCGACCUGCACAACAGAGGCCACGACAUCCUGGCCUUCUCGCACGACCCUGACAACGCUCACAAGGAGGAGAUGGGUGUCGUCGGGGACUUGGGGACGUCCCUGAGAGACCCUGUGUUCUUCCUCCUGCACAAGCUCGUGGAUGACUUGUUCCAGGAGUACAAGGUUACCCAGCCACCGUACACAGAAGCGGAGCUGUUCCUGCCCGGCGUGAGGAUCGAGCGGGCUGGGGUGGUGCGGGGUAAUGAGGCCGACGUCCUCCUCACCGGCUGGAACACGAGGGAGUUCGAAGCCAGCCGCGGCAUCGACUUUAACGGCAAACCCGUGAUUCUGCGCCUCACGCAUCUCGACCACAAGCCCUUCGAGUACCAUGUGCAGAUAAACAACGAUCUCCGAGAGCCGAAGGAAGUGACUGUGAGGAUAUUUUUGGCUCCGAAGUUCAAUGGUCAAGAGGAAGAGAUGGGAUUCAUGGAACAGCGGAUCCUCUGGUCUGAAAUGGACAAGUUCACUGUUAACUUAAAACCCGGCAAGAACCACGUCGUCAGGUCGUCCAAGGAGUCGUCGAUCACCAACCUCGAGGAACUGACCUUCAAAGACCUGGAGAACUCUGGGCCCGGAAACACGAGCGAACAGGUAGCAUUUAACUUCUGCGGGUGUGGAUGGCCCCAGCAUAUGCUUCUCCCCCGCGGCCGUCCAGAGGGAAUGGCCUUCCAGCUCUUCUUCAUGCUCACCGACUACGCCCAGGACAAAGUGUCGAACCCGGGGGGCGUGAGACGGUGUGCCAACGGUGUGUCCUUCUGCGGGAUGCAGGACGCCAAAUACCCCGACGCCCGACCGAUGGGCUUCCCGUUCGACCGCAGCCCCGCCCCCUUGCUCCAAGGGCUCCCCGUCAACACGACUGCCGACUACGCCCGCCUCGGCAACGCUUUCAUACACGACAUCACGAUUAGGUUCCUGGGCGAGAAAUUGAACUGAUAUGCGCAUCACGUGACGCUGUGGUUCAUAUCUGUCCAUGUUUUUUGUUUCUUUUUUUAUGUUAAGUGUCACUUUCAAUCUACACACACACUGUUUUAAUUCCCGGACCGAGAAAAUAGUAGGAAAAAAUGUAUGCCAGCCUUCGAGCUUCCCUGCCUUCAAGGUAUAGAUGACCGUGAACUCUCUUCAGCCAGUGCAUGUGACCUUACCACAGUGCAUAACCAAGAAUAAUGGUAUCUCGCAGGGAAUAGCAAUGCAUUCGACAAAGUUAACUCUGGAUUAAAUUUUUACCAUGGGAUUACAUUGAGAGAUUGAACACAGGACUACACUGAACGGAGCUAACACAGGAACAUAGAACUACACAGGACAGAUUUAUCAUAGGAUUACAUUAGGUAGAUUUAUCACAGAAACAUAUAGCUAUAUUGGACAGAUUUAACACAGGAGCAUAGGACUACAUGGGGCAGAUUUAACAUAGAACACAAAACUACAAUGGACAAAUUUAACACUGGAACAUAGGGCUUUAUUUUCAGUGAGGCGCUUCUCUAAUCUGUAAAAGCUGAGCCCAACAACAGAAGCGGAUGUGAGUCCAGGAAAAUGUUGCACAGUAUUGCAACUCUUGCAUAUGAUUCUUCCUUAUUUCCACCUCUCCACGUGCAUUUUCCCUGGAUCAUUUCCUUGGAUGGAAACAAUAAACCAGCUUGUUUAUAAUAUUAAUUAUCUGUUUUGUCUUAUAAUCUAUGUUUUAUGAAGUGUAACUGUAUAAAGAUGGCCUUGCAUUUAUUCAUCAUACAUUAUACCACCCUGCGGCAAUGAGAAUCUGCGCAGAGGAACAGGUUUGUCUCUUGAAUGUAUAUGUUAAAUAUAUUUGUGCUGCUC
Messenger RNA from Penaeus chinensis, 3014 nucleotides. Its product is annotated as hemocyanin F chain-like. NCBI's taxonomy places the organism in Eukaryota, Metazoa, Arthropoda, Malacostraca, Decapoda, Penaeidae. Bases 78 to 2138 code for a protein of 686 amino acids. Gene Ontology annotation, molecular function: oxidoreductase activity. The transcript is spliced from 14 exons. The record is from RefSeq and is a predicted model, not a curated record.